This is a messenger RNA of Mobula hypostoma (lesser devil ray), 9592 nucleotides long. RefSeq names its product tyrosine kinase, non-receptor, 2b (gene tnk2b). The record is from RefSeq and is a predicted model, not a curated record. The transcript has 16 exons. NCBI's taxonomy places the organism in Eukaryota, Metazoa, Chordata, Chondrichthyes, Myliobatiformes, Myliobatidae. Bases 2463 to 5807 code for a protein of 1114 amino acids. Gene Ontology annotation, molecular function: ATP binding; protein serine/threonine/tyrosine kinase activity; protein tyrosine kinase activity. Gene Ontology annotation, biological process: regulation of keratinocyte differentiation; signal transduction; negative regulation of epidermal growth factor receptor signaling pathway.
UCCUCCUUCCCCUGCUCUUUCCUCCACUUCCCCCGCCCCACUAAGAUGACGUUCCAUCUGAGUUCCUUCAAUAGACUGUUGAACAAGAUAUGGAAAAUGGUUCAGUAAAUCUGAUGUGUUUAGAGGAAUUUGUUGGAGAAAAUGGAAUCUAGAAAAUACAACUCCUUAACUACAGGAAAGAACCAUGGACCAAUAAUAAUAACACUUGAGUGUUUUUUUUAAAGUAAGCUUAAUCUUAAUAGUAAUUAAUCAAAAAUAUCUUUCAUUGCACCUGUGCAUACGUGCUGUGAAAUCCAAGUUUGUCAUAAUGUACAACUACAUACACUCAUUUGCCACUUUGAGUUACAGGAGUGGAAUGUGUGAUUUUCUGCUGCUGUAUCCCAUCCGCUUCAAGGUUUAACACGUUUGUGUUCAGAGAUGUUCUUCUGUAUAUUACCAUGUAAUGUGUGGUUAUUUGAGUUACUGUGGCCUUCCUGUCAGUUUCAACCAGUUUGGCCGUUCUCCUCUGACCUCCUUCAUUAACAAGGCAUUUUUGCCCACAGAACUGCCACUCACUGGAUGUUUUGCUCUUUGCACCAUUCUCUGUAAACUUUCGAGACUGUUGUGCGUGAAAAUAGCAGGAAAUCAUCAGUUUCUGAGAUAAUCAAACCACCCUGGCUAGCACCAACAAUCAUUCCAUGGUAAAAGUCACUCAGAUCACAUUUCUUCCCCAAUUUGAUAUUUAGUCUGAACAGCAACAGAAUCUCUUGAUCAUGUCUGCAUGCUUUUAUACAUUGAGUCGCUGCCACAUGAUUGGUUAAUUAGAUAUUUGCAUUAACAAACAGGUAUACAGAUGUACCUAAUAAAGUGGUUACUGUGUAUGUGGACAGGUGCAGUAAAAUCUUGCUUGCAGCAGCACAUAGCAUCAUAUAAGCAACACAGACAAGAAAAAUCUUAAACAUAUACAGUACACAAAUUUUACCAGAAAGAACAUGAUUAGAACAAAAACCACAACUUUUUUUGGUACAAAGUGAUCAAAGUAGUCAUUGUGUUGCCAAACUGUAGUGAUAGGUUUUGGCAGUUGGUACAGGAACUGAAUGGUUGAAGGGAAAUAGAUGUUCUUGAACCUGGUGGUGUGGGACUUAUGGCUUCUGAACCUCCUUCCCAGUGUAGCUGUGAAAAAAAUGGUAUGGCCAGAUGGUGAAGAUCUUUGGUGAUAGAUCUGUAUUUGUGCAUAUGGCAAUAAACUCAGCUUUGGCUUUGAUUUUGGGUAAGUGGUAAGAGAAAUACAGAGGACCUUCUUCACCCAGAGAAUGGUGUGCAGCUGGAAUGCACUGUCAGUAAGAGUAGUCGAAGACGAGUCAUUAACAACGUUUAAGUGGAGUCCAGAGGAGCACUUGAAUCACACAUACAUUGAAGGAUAUUGGCCAAAUGCUGAAAGCUGGGAUGAAUGUGAAUAGGUGGAUGUGAUGGGCUAACUGGCCUGUUUCCAUGGUGUGUGACAUGUGUGGCUUACUGUUUAAAUCUGCUCUUGCUCUACCAAGCUUGUUUUUCCUAACUGUGGCUCAAUCCUGUCCAUCAAACCAGUCUCUUCCCUCUCAAAUCAGUGACAUUUCUGAUGUCUUCCACCAUGUUGACAAUUUUGAAUUCUGUGGCCCCAGCUGGCCCAGCUUCAUCAUGGUUGUUCAUUCCCCUUAUGAAAGUCAUUCUGAGCAAGAGUCAUUGACCCAAGACCUUAAAUGGGGUCUCUUGACACAGAUGUUGCCACACAAUUUUGUUUCAGGUUCCAGCAUAUACAAUUUUAUUUGCUUUCAAUUUAAUCCAAUUUGCCACUUUCUCUUGGAUGCUGUGAGCUUUCACUUUUCUGAUCAAUUGUCAAAACACCUUGAAACAUUGUCAAUUGCAUUUCUACAUCCUUCCUCUGACAAAUCUAUGCUAUUGUCCUUUAUGAAUCUGAGAUUAUCUAAGUGUUGAUUUUUCUGUCCCAAUAAUUUACCCUUCAUCAAUAUCAGUCUGUUGGUCUGUGGUUAUUCCAUUCCUUGCUCUUUUAAACAAUUAUAUGAACAUCAGUGGUCUUUCAUUCCUCCAGCACACCCUGCCUGAGACAGAGCACGGGAAAGUAAUAUUUGAGUCUGCAUUAUUUUGAAGACUAUGCCUUAUCGGAAUUGCCCUACAAUAACUGGAAGGAAACCUAAUUACUAGCAUCCUGCCUAUAUGUUGUUUUUCUCUUGACUGUGACACAAACAUAGGAAAAACAAAUUAUAGCCAGUAAACUGGCUUUUUGUUUUUCUGAGAUUUGGAACAUUAUUGAGACUACUUGCAGCAGGAUGCCAGUGUUGUAUACUUCAUUUCACUUUUAGUGAGCAGUUGUCUUGUUUUUCUAAAUGGACUGAACCAUUGUAGGGAAGAAUCUUGGAGUUUUCAUUUUUUAAAUCCAAGUACAUGCUGAGACAAAAUCCAGACUUCUCAAGCUCAGUGGGAGCAUGCAGUCGGAUGAGGGAACAGAGUGGCUUCUUGAACUCCUCACAGAGGUGCAGUUGCAACAGUAUUUCCUUCGCAUCCGUGAUGAUCUCAAUGUUACCCGGCUCUCUCACUUUGACUAUGUGAAAAAUGAGGAUCUUGAAAAAAUUGGAAUGGGCCGUCCUGGCCAGAGGCGACUAUGGGAAGCUGUAAAACGAAGGCGGGCCAUUUGCAAGCGCAAAUCCUGGAUGAGCAAGGUGUUUAGUGGAAAGCGACCAGAGUCAGAAUUCCAACCUCAGCCAGGAACAACAUUUCGCAAAUUACCAACUCCUCCACCACCACCGCCACCUGAAGGGAAUCAGUCACUGACCUGUUUGAUUAGUGAGAAAGAUCUAACACUUCAUGAGAAACUGGGUGAUGGAUCCUUUGGAGUAGUCAGACGGGGUGACUGGCAGUCACCUUCUGGUAAAGUUAUGAACGUGGCUGUGAAGUGCUUGAAAACAGAUGUAUUAAAUCAACCCGAUGCGCUAGAUGAUUUUAUACGAGAAGUCAAUGCCAUGCAUUUUCUGGAUCAUCUCAAUCUUAUCCGUCUAUAUGGCGUAGUUCUAACCCAUCCAAUGAAAAUGGUUACUGAACUGGCUCCACUUGGUUCUUUACUGGAUCGCCUGAGAAAAAACCAAGGCUACUUUCUCAUUUCAACACUAUGCCAGUAUGCAGUACAGAUAGCAAAUGGUAUGGCUUACCUUGAGUCUAAACGCUUCAUUCAUCGAGACCUGGCAGCUAGAAAUAUCUUACUGGCCUCAAAUGAGUUGGUGAAAAUUGGAGAUUUUGGACUCAUGAGAGCUCUUCCACAAAAUGAUGAUCAUUAUGUCAUGCAGGAACAUCGCAAGGUUCCUUUUGCCUGGUGUGCUCCUGAAAGUCUGAAAACUCGAACAUUCUCACAUGCCAGUGAUACCUGGAUGUUUGGUGUCACUCUGUGGGAGAUGUAUACAUAUGGUCAAGAGCCUUGGGUAGGCCUCAAUGGGAGUCAGAUUUUGCAUAAAAUUGAUAAAGAGGGUGAGCGGUUGCAAAGACCCGAAGACUGUCCACAGGAUAUUUAUAAUGUGAUGCUGCAGUGCUGGGCGCACAAACCCGAGGACAGACCAACGUUCGUGGCACUCCGAGAUUUUCUGAUUGAGGCACAGCCUACGGACAUGCGAGCACUGCAGGACUUCAGUGAACUCGACAAACUGCAGAUUCAGAUGAAUGAUGUUAUCACAGUCAUCGAGGGCAGGGCUGAAAAUUAUUGGUGGAGAGGUCAGAACAAGCGCACACUGAAGGUGGGACAGUUCCCACGAAAUACAGUGACUUCCGUCGCAGGCCUUUCAGCCCAUGACAUCAGCCAUCCACUCAAGAACAGCUUUAUUCACACGGGGCAUGGAGAUACCAAACUUGAGCGUUGCUGGGGCUUUCCUGACAAAAUAGAUGAAUUGUACCUGGGCAAUCCUAUGGAUCCUCCAGAUGUACUUGGACUGGAUAUGAAGAUGACCAGGCCAACACAGCUACCAGGAAGAUCAAAGAAGGAGCCUCCUCCACGUCCUCCUCAACCAACAAUCUUCGGCAAGAGUAAGUUGCGGCAUUUUCUCCAGUUUAAAAGAUGUUCCUGCCCUCUCUGUUCCAUUUUAGCCCCUCUUUUCAAAGAGCCUGUCUAUGACCCUGUGAUUGAGGAGGAAACUGCAGGUUCUUUACCUCUAAAAAAGCUCAGCCUCAAGAAACAGGGCCCAGCAAAGUCUUUAAAACUCAACAAACCUGCUGCUCGUGUUUCUGCCACAAAGCUAGGUGAGAAGCCAUCAGAAUGGAGUAAAUCCUUGGGUCAUACAAACAAUGAGGUGGCUUUGAUUGAUUUUGGGGAUGAUCAGACAGGUCACACUCCAUCCCCAGUACUGGAAAAUACUAUUCCUACACUGGCUAAGCUAGUAUUGAACUCAUACUCACUGCUGGACAAGACACCACCUCAGAGUCCAACCAGAACUCUGCCUAGACCUUUGCACCCUGUUCCUAUAGUUGACUGGGAUUCUAAACCCUUGCCUCCACCUCCAGCCUAUGAUGAUGUUGCUCAGGAUGAAGAUGAUUUUGAAGUUUCAUCCAUUAAUAGUCUGGAUACUGAAUUAAUUGGUGAACGGUCAAAAUACGGAACGCUUCAGUUGCCAAGAAAUCAAGAAUCAGGAGAAACUAAUUAUGCAUUUGUACAUGAUUCAGAUGGAAAAGGAAAAUCCAAAGUGGAGGAUAAUCUGUUCCUUCCACCAAAGCAGAUGAAGCAAACUACCUUUUCUCAGUCAGCUGAAAUAUUUGAGGAACUACAACAAGAAUGCAUGAAAAGACUUAAUGUUCCUAUUAUUUCAACUCCAGCCUCCUCACCAACUCCCAUCUCUUUGUCAGCAAAUGUAUCUCCAACAACUUUAGAUGAUAAACCUCAGAUCCCACCACGGAUUCCCAUUCCUCCACGGCCUUUAAGAAGAAAUGAGCCGGGCCGUUGGUCUGGUGAGUUGUCACCUGCUUCUGGAGGAGAAGAGGAUAAGCCUCCACAAAUUCCUCCCAGGGAUCCAUUGUCCCAGCCAUCCUCAAGAACUCCAAGCCCUAUGGCAAUUCCAGCAAGUUCUCCACAGCAAAGGACAACUGCAGCUUCCAUGACAACAUUAACUGUGGGUGCAUAUCUCUCAACAUCUCCUAGCAAGUUAAUGCCCACCACUCAGAGCUUUGCCUCUGAUCCAAAAUAUGCUUCACCAAAAGUUAUUCAAGCACAAGGAAAAGAUACCUCGAAAGGACCUUGCAUCUUGCCGAUAGUAAAGGAUGGCAAGAAGGUCAGCAACACCCAUUAUUAUUUGCUUCCAGAGAGACCUUCUUACUUAGAUAAAUAUGAAAAAUUUUUCAAAGAGGCUGAAUGUGUGGAUGACCUCUGUUCCAAAAGAUCUGUGACUACAGCAACAGUAAGGCCAAUGGUACAACAUCCUGAAUACAAGGCCAACUUUUCAUCCAACAAUAGCAAUACAUGUGCUGGGCUUGCAGCAAUGAGAAGUUCUCAUAGUCUACAAAAAAUCUCUUUUGAGAGUCCCAGUGGGAAGACAGACUGUUUUACUCCAACGGAGAAAAUUAAAAUUGUUCAGGAGAAUGUUCAUGGCGUUACGAUGGAGGAAUGUCAGACUGCGCUUCAGAACCACACCUGGAACGUUCAAAAAGCCAUACAGUACCUCAAGGUUGAGCAACUAUUCUGUCUUGGGUUGAAGACAAGAAGCGAAUGUCAGAAGAUUCUAGAAAUGUUUGACUGGAAUCUGGAAUUAGCCAGUUGCCACCUGCUAGACACGUACAGUGCAGCUCGACAUAGGCGAUGACAGGCUUCACAGUGGAGGAAAAGAACUUGUCACACAUUGGGUAAUUGCUCCAAUGUUUUCAGAAUUGUGGAAACAGUCGUUCACUGGACAGAAUUUUCAGAUCAUUUUCUGUGAAGCAAAGAAUAUUCAAAUGACUGUCUUAACUAACUCUGGCACUAUUUGUGCAUUGUGGUCCUGCUGGUAGGUGGGAUUCCACUUCUCGAUAGCAGUAUUCUUCAAAAGCAACAGGUUGUUUGUUCUUGGUGAAAAGAUAAUUGUAAUUUUGUGGCAUACAGUAAUCCCAACAGCCUUCUGUAUAUAAAUAUAAAAUAUAUAUAAUAUAAAUUUUAUUUGACAAGUUGAUAGUAGAUUGCAGUUGUGUUUAUAUUUUGCAUUGAAUUUGUCACAUUGAUGUUCUAAUAAUUAUUUAAGUUGUUUUCCUAAAAGACGUUUGAAUGAGUUUAACAUUCUGAAUUUCCUAUCCAGGUAAAGUUUAGCCAUUUUAGAUUUCUCCAAGAAUGCAGUUUUUGAAAGUUUAUUAGCAUGACUUUUUACUGAUUAAGACCUGGUAUGAAGUUAGUCAUGUUAAAUCUGUCAAAGUACUUGUCCUCUUCUGUGAUAUGGUACAUUUAAGUGCCCCCUGCCUGUAGUACGGUUCUCAUCAAAUUAAGAACACAAUAUUGAGUUUUGGGAUUGACCAUAAUCUUUAUCACUAUGAGCAUAAGGUUUAACAUUGCUGAAAUUGUAACAUAAUACCCAGGAUACCUUGAUAUACACUCAUUUUCAAAUAAAGUCCUGAUGAGCUCUGUUAGUUCACUAUGUGAAGAAUAGUUAUUGCCAAUAGCAAAGGAAGUAAUGAAGUAAAGAGAGGAAUGGAUUCAAGUUGUGUGGCCGCUACAGAAAUGAAACUACUUUCUGAACCGUGGUCUUGCAAAUGUAAAAACUGUUUGGGAUUAUAUAUCGAUACUGGAUUUUACUGGAUUUCCCACUAGGAUAAGAUGAUACAGCACAAAAAAUGGGGAACAUUGGGGUGUGUAAAUUAGGAGGUAAUAGAUUUUAUCCAUUUUGCAAGUAAAUUGAAGAUGUUUAAACUGAUGUCAACCAAGUUUGGGGAGAAUUGUAGCUUCUGAUCAUACAGUAAAAUGUACUUUUUUCAUAAAAACAAUGUCAUUGUGGUGAUAUUUUGACACUCCAAAAAAGUACAAACGAAACUUUUUUUCAUCAUCAAUCCAUUUCUCUAUACCUCUUUGGGUUUCAAUGUUAUCAAAUCAGUCAUCUAGUCCUUUCACAUAGAUUAAGUGGCUUGUUGGCAUUAGUUUGUAGUUUCCAUUAAUUAUUCAAAAUAAUCUUUUCAUUUUGAGAUGAGCUUCAUAUCCAUUAUCUCAUUUAAAGCCUUUUGCUUUUAUCUUUGGAGUUGCCCUUUCUGACUGUCUAUUCCUGAAUCUUUUCUAUGUGGUUGCCAUUUCCGGUCAUGGAUACUUUAGCACUCAUUAACCUCCCAAAAAACCUAUUUUCCAUAAACUAUAAUGAAUUUCAAACUCUGCUAUUAGUAUUCUAUCUUCCACACAUCUGAUUCAUAUGCUAUGUGCCAACUUUGUCCUUUCUUCCAGUAUAGCUACCUUUCAUAAGGUUCCUUUAAUCUAUUAGGCUUUCAAUAUUAUUCUACUCUAUUUUUUAUUUUAAAAAGAUAUGAAGCAGCUUUAAUUAUUUAUCCUCAGGAUCCAGAUUACAUUCAGUGCUUUGGCACCCUCUAUAAAUGUUACAAUAACAAAGGGUUUUAUGGAAUUUCCCCAAUGUUUAAAUUUGAUAGCUGUACCAAAUUAAAAAGGUAGAUAAUUAAGAGAGACCUUAAUUCUGGACUAUAUAACUUGGGAUCAUUAUCCAUUGUUAGGAAACUAUAAGAACCAGUCAGUUCAUCAGGCUCCUGUUUUGAAACUCAGAGAUUGAAAUAAGAAAUUGGAUGGAUCAUUCUCGAGACUUUUCAGGUUCUAAUGUUCGCCUGUCAGGUUCUACUCAUAACUGAAAGAUCAGAAGAAAAACAGACUUCUACUGAAGUUUUACUUUGAGUUUGUUUCAGUCCAUUCCAGAUGGUAGCUGGACCAAAAUGUCAAUUCCAUUGUAACACAACAGUAAGCCUGGAGAAUGGCUAAUCUAUCUGCGGAUUUCUGACCAUGUUUUCUGAUUAGUCCAGUGUCACCCUCUGGUAAAAGUGAGUGCAUUAUCUGCAAGUUUGAACAAAAUUUUAGAAUAUUUUAUAAAUGGAGACUAUGUGGUAAUCUAUUCUUCCUGAGGACUACAGUAACCCUUGUUCAUCGGAAACAAAAUUAGAACAGCAUUGCAUCCUUAUUUAUUCAAAUAUGUUAUUUAUUACAAUAUUUUGAUAAUGUAAUUUUAUAAAAGCUAUUAUUAAUAACUGAUGUCAAGUUAUUCCAUAAUUUGUGAAAGAAAGUUAUUGCAUCAUGACAAAGCCUUGGUGAGGAAGCAAUAUUUAACUCAAUUACUCUUUAGUCUAAAAUUCCCAAGUGAUUCUUUGAGUUUAAGUGCCAUGACCAAAGGCAGUCUGGAUCAGAGAAAGGAGGUUGAAACAUCACAUGGUCAGUCUUUCUAAUGUUCCUUCUGAAUUGCACUUUCUCACUUUCCCCUACUUCCGGUGAAACCUACUUUGUGCCACAUGCUUUAGCCAGGUCAGGUAGGGCUAGCAUUUUCCUCACAUUCACUGUUAUUGUAUAAUCCUACCCAGAGGUGAAAUACACUUAUGCACAGAGUAGUGCUUGCCUGAGAAUUUUUUUAAAAAGUAAAUCAUUUAGUCUGGUUUGUUUGUGUUAAUAGCAUCAAUCAUCUUUGAGCCUCAGAUAUGCCACCUAAUGGUCUGAUCAGAAAAAUCAUUUAGAAAAUGGCUUUCACAUUUGAAUCAAUUAUUCAGUUGUUUAAAUGACCAAUUCAAUGCUUUAAUGCAGAGAUGCGAUCUGUACCAUUUAAGCAUGGACAUCAUGUGGGUGGGGAGGGGUUUCUGUGAAAAUGAACACUGCACAUUUGUAUAAAGUUUAUUUUUCAAUCUGUUUUGUAGAAUUCAGUUGGUGCAUGUCUUGUACUCAGCAUUUCUUGGAUUGCAACAUUGUCAUAAUGCUACACUUGGAAAAAAAAGUAGUGUUAACUCAGGUCUUGUUGAAUCCUUGUAAAACGAAAAAUAAAAGUUAUUGUACUGAAAUGUGAGCUAAUUCCCUCUAUUAUAAGAGAAACUGUCCCUUUUUUUGAGUUCUGUGAAUAUUUGUAAAGUGUUCAUGAAUUUCUAUUUGUGGUUAACUACAAUUUCAGUGUAGUAUUCAUCUACAUAAAACCAGUGAGUAUAAUUAAAUGGGGCCACUAGUACAUUGCUGCUAUGUUUCUCCCAUUUUACCUCUCUUUGUAUUGUGUUUUUCACAGGUCUACGUGGAUACAAAAAGUCUAAUCGGCCCUAAUAAACCUUGAUGUAUUCAGACACAAGUAAUAAUCAAAAAUUGUGUAACAAAACCUGUAACAUUGAUAUUAAUAUAAAAAAAUUCUUCUGCAUAACUGAUUAUGUCACUAUUAAUCACAGUACCACUACUUCUUUCCUUUAGCCCAAAAGCAGUGAUAAUAUUACACUCAGACAAUGUAUUCCUGUUAGGAUGUUCUGAGAAACUGCACAAUUAUUUUUAAAAGCUAACUUGUAGACAGUCAAAUCUGGAACCCUCGAUAAUGUGAACAAGGAAAGGGAGUAAAUAGUUUUUUGCUGCACAGCAUAACUAAUCCGAGGAGAAUCUAUGACAUGGUGAGAAACACAGCAA